UCCAGUUGUCACUGAAGACGUAGCGGUCUGUGAGAUCACCAACUAUCUUUCAGAGUAAAACCUUUUACUCAACUCAAACAUCCGAUUAUUUAUUCGAGUCUCAAGAAGAGGAGUAUCCGAUAUGGAAAACGUGGUCAUAUUUGACUCUCCUGGGAAAGGAAGGGGUCUGAAGGCAACCAAGGAAUUUUGGGCUGGAGAUGUAAUAUUCUCUGAGCCCAGUCUUGCAGCCGUUGUAUUUGACAGCCUUGCAGAGCGCAUUUGCCACAGCUGUUUUCGCAGGCAAGAAAAGCUCCAGAGGUGUGGUCAGUGCAAAUUUGCUCAUUACUGCGACCGAACCUGCCAGCGUGCCGGGUGGGCUGAACACAAACAAGAGUGCAGUGCCAUCAAGGCCUAUGGAAAAGUACCAAAUGAGAACAUCCGGCUGGUUGCCCGCAUUAUGUGGCGCCUGGAUAAGGAAGGGAGUUUAGUGUCUGACAUGCAGCUGACCACGCUGGACGAGCUGGAGGACCACCUAAAUGACAUGCAGGAUGAUGAUUUAAAGGAACUCAAAGUGGACAUCCACAACUUCCUGGACUACUGGCCCCGAACCAGCAAGCAGCACACCAUUGAUGACAUCUCCCACAUAUUUGGAGUGAUCAACUGUAACGGCUUCUCUGUGAGUGACCAGAGGGGUCUUCAGACAGUAGGAGUUGGACUUUUUCCUAAUUUGUGCUUAGUUAACCAUGACUGCUGGCCAAACUGCACUGUGAUUCUCAAUCAUGGCAGUCAGUCGGCUGUGAAUACCAUAUUUCAUUCUCAACGGAGGAUUGAGCUGCGACCCUUGGGUAAAAUCGCAGAAGGAGAGGAGCUGACGGUCGCUUAUGUGGACUACAUUAAUGUGUCAGAAGAGAGACAGAGGCUCCUGAAAACGCAGUACUUCUUUGACUGCACAUGUGAACACUGCACCAACAAAACCCAUGAUGACUUGAAGAUGGGGGGGCAGGAAGUAGAAGGAGUCAAGCCUUCAGAUGAACAGGUCAAGGAGGCAACAGAUUACUGCUUUGACAUGAUGAACAAAAUGGACAAGGCUCGGUUAAACGGCGACUACCACGAGGUGGUAAAAAUAUGCAGGAAGUGCAUUGAUAAGACAGAGCCUAUCUUGGCUGACACUCACAUCUACCUGCUGAGGAUGUGGAGCACAAUGAGUGAGGUGCAAGCCUACCUGCAGUAUUUCGAGGAGGCCGCAAAUUACGCUCGCAAAAUGGUGGAGGGAUACAUGAAACUAUACCACCCUAACAACGCUGCCCUCGGUAUGGCUGCCAUGCGAGCUGGAGUGACACACUGGCAAGCUGGAUUGAUCGAGGUUGGACAUGGGAUGAUCUGCAAGGCAUAUGCCAUCCUCAUGGUCACUCAUGGUCCAACUCACCCCAUCACCAAAGACCUUGAGGCAAUGCGCAUGCAGACAGAGAUGGAGCUGAGGAUGUUCAAGCAGAACGAGUACGUCUACCACAGCAUGAGAGAAGCGGCUUUGAAAAACAAACCCAUGACCAUGCUGCACGAGCCAAAGUCUGUUGAGGAGGGGAUCAAGAAUCUCUUUCAUCGGAGAAAGUAGCCCACAUGGGACUGUAAAAUAGAGCAUUUGUUUACUGCAAACAGCUUUAUGGAUGUUCUAUAUUUUCCGGUCACAUUUCCUGCAUUUCUCACAUUUUGUAGAUUUCAAUAAACUGUUUUGAAACCGA
Molecule: messenger RNA, 1718 nt
Organism: Cyprinodon variegatus (sheepshead minnow)
Lineage: Eukaryota; Metazoa; Chordata; Actinopteri; Cyprinodontiformes; Cyprinodontidae
Gene: smyd1b
Product: histone-lysine N-methyltransferase SMYD1-like
Exons: 10
Coding region: 122-1591 (489 amino acids)
Cellular component (GO): nucleus
Molecular function (GO): protein binding; histone H3K4 methyltransferase activity
Source: RefSeq, a predicted model, not a curated record